ACAUUAUUCUACACAUGGUGGGGGAUGGAGAAAAAAGAGAAAAUCUUGAACUAACACCUUCUGACCAAUGAGCAUUUGGCCGAAACAUAGUCAUCAGACUCAAAAGUUCCUAUUUUUCUCGGACAACUUGGAGGAACAUCGGCUUUGAGCAAGAUUGUUGAGACUUGAAUUCAACAGUUUUCCACCAGAAACCAAGAACCUGCUUGAGAUUGAGACCCGUUUUGAUCUUGUAUUGGUUUGAGAGAAAUCAAGAUCUACAUCUGUCUUAAAGUUGACUUCUCUCUGUCCCUUCAUAAAUCUGGUCAGAAGCUGCAGAUUUUUCAGCUGGGCGCUUAUAGUUAUUGGUUUCUUGGAAGGGUAAAUGAUGGGGGAGGAGGAGAGACUCCCAACUCAUAGCGAUGAAGUGCAAGAGAAUGAGCAGCAGCCCAAGAACGGGAUCCGGAGCUCUUGUUGUGCUCCAGUUUAUUGGUUUAAAAUGCUUGCAAAGGAAUUGCAUUGGAGCUUUGUAUUUGGGGUAAUAAUCGUGUACGGUAUGAGCCAAGGACUUGGGGGAGCUCUUGCAAGGGUUGGCACAGAGUAUUACAUGAAGGAUGUGCAGAAAGUGCAGCCUUCUGAGGCUCAGGUUUACUCUGGAAUCACUUCAAUUCCUUGGAUUGUGAAACCACUCUGGGGUCUUCUCACCGAUGUUGUUCCGAUUUCGGGGUAUCAACGGAGACCUUAUUUUGUUUUUGCUGGUUCCCUUGGAGUCAUAGCUAUGCUUUUCUUAUCAUUGCACAAGGAGCUACAUAUAGUAUUAGCAUUACUUGCAUUGACAGCCGGGAGUGCCAGUGUUGCCAUUGCAGAUGUAACUGUUGAUGCUUGUGUGGCACAGAAAAGCGGCAGUCAUCCUUCCCUAGCAGCUGACAUGCAAAGCUUAUGCGCAUUGAGCUCUUCAAUAGGCGCGCUUGUGGGAUUUUCUUUCAGCGGUAUCUUUGUUCACUUAAUAGGUCCCCAGGGGGUCUAUGGCUUGUUGACAAUACCAGCUGGGCUCGUCUUCAUAGUUGGUAUUUUGCUCAAGGAACCUCGGACAUCCAGCUUUGCUUAUGAACAGAUCAACCAGAGCUUUCUAAAUGCCGGUAAAGCUAUGUGGAAGACAUUGAAAUGCCCAGAUGUGUGGAGGCCGUGUUUGUAUAUGUAUUUGUCCUUUUCGUUGAGUCUAAACAUCUCUGAGGGGAUGUUCUACUGGGCCACAGAUUCAGAGGCUGGUCCAUCGUUUUCUAAGGAAAUAAUAGGUUAUGUCAUGGCAAUUGGCUCCAUCGGCUCUCUUCUUGGGGCGAUAUUAUAUCAAUACGGCUUAAAGGACUACCCCUUCCGCGAUCUACUCUUCUGGGCUCAGAUACUAUCAUGUCUCUCUGGAAUGCUCGAUUUGGUGCUUGUGCUCCGCUGGAACUUAAACCUCAUGAUACCUGAUUAUUUCUUUGUGGUGAUCGAUGCAAGUGUGUCCCAAAUGAUCGGCCGGCUGAAAUGGAUGCCACUUCUUGUCCUAAGCUCAAAGCUCUGCCCACCUGGCAUUGAAGGCACCUUCUUUGCCUUGCUCAUGUCGAUUGAUAACGCAGGACUUCUCACUUCAUCAUGGUUAGGAGGCUUGUUACUUCAUAUUCUGAACGUUACAAGGACAGAAUUUGGUAAUUUCUGGCUCGCCAUUUUGAUACGGAACGUCCUGCGGAUCAGCCCACUUUUUCUGCUAUUUUUGGUUCCGAGAACAGAUCCGAAUGCUUCUAUUCUUCCGGACGAAGUUUUGAAUUCAAAGGAGGUUGCUGAAACUCGAGCUCCUGACAAUGUGGAGCUCGUUGCGCUGGUCGAGAGCAUGGACGGUAGAUAGAUUUGUUGUAUAUUUUCAACCUCAUAAGAGUACUGAAGUUGGUGAAACCUAAGCUACAGAUCUAAGAAGAGAAUGAUCAUAUCAUGUUAGGCCAUUUUAUUCUUUCAUUUGGUUAUACAUUUUGAAACACACACUUCAAUUUUGUUGGACACCAUUCAAAUUUAAAGGAAUAUAUAUUGCUUAUUCCCUUGAAAUUGUUAUU
Molecule: messenger RNA, 2063 nt
Organism: Sesamum indicum (sesame)
Lineage: Eukaryota; Viridiplantae; Streptophyta; Magnoliopsida; Lamiales; Pedaliaceae
Product: putative folate-biopterin transporter 2
Cellular component (GO): membrane
Source: RefSeq, a predicted model, not a curated record